CCGCGCGCGGGCCCGUGGGGUCAGUCGGAGCGCGGCGCCGAGCGGAGCGGAGCGGAGCGGAGGAGGGUACAGCCGGGGCACAGCCGAGCACCAGCGCCAGCAGCGCCGACAGCCACCGCAGCCGCACCGGAGCGAGCGCACGAUGAUAAACACCCAGGACAGUAGUAUUUUACCUUUGAGUAACUGUCCCCAGCUGCAGUGCUGCAGGCACAUCGUUCCAGGGCCUCUGUGGUGCUCCGAUGCCCCUCACCCACUGUCGAAGAUCCCCGGUGGGCGAGGGGGUGGCAGGGAUCCUUCUCUUUCAGCUCUGAUAUAUAAGGAUGAGAAGAUCACUGUUAGCCAAGAUGUCCCAGUGCAUGAAGGGAAGCCUCACAUUGUCCACUUCCAGUACAAGGUCACAGAGGUGAAGACCUCCUCCUGGGAUGCAGUGCUCUCAAACCAGAGCCUCUUUGUGGAAAUCCCUGAUGGAUUAUUAGCUGAUGGAAGCAAAGAAGGGUUGUCAGCACUGCUGGAGUUUGCUGAAGAAAAAAUGAAAGUCAACUAUGUCUUCAUCUGCUUCAGAAAAAGCAGAGAAGAUCGAGCUCCACUCCUGAAGACAUUCAGCUUCUUGGGCUUUGAGAUCGUGCGGCCUGGCCAUCCCGCUGUCCCAUCGCGGCCCGACGUGAUGUUCAUGGUGUACCCCCUGGAUCAGAGCUCUUCCUCCGAUGAAGAAUAGCUGCAGAGGGAAAUCCAGUGGGACCCUAACAUGCUGUGGAGGGGAGAGAGGACCACCUCCUUUCCUGAGGAGAGGGAAGCAGAGCUUCUGUUGGACUGCAAGCGCAUUUCUCAUUGUUAGAUUGGGCUGUGUAUCCCCAGAGUUGACUCUCAUUGAAACAUGUUGCCUAGAGAACUAUCUAUCACACAUGUAAUCAUCACUAGGAAAAGGAAGAUGUUUAUGAACUGGCAUAGGAGCUCUUCCCGUGCAGCUGCAUGGUGUGGGAGCCCCGGGGUCGGUACCAGCUUUGGGACUCCUCCGAACCCCACUGGUGCCUCCUGCCUGCCCAGCGUGGGCUCAGCUGGGACACGACCCCUUCAUGUCCCACUCAAGACCUUACAAACAGCCUGCCUUGGUGUGGGGCACGUGCAGGAGACGCUCAAGUUUAUCCUUUAACACUACAUUAAACCCCCCAUACAUCUCCACUCCAAUGCUGGUUUAACUGGUCUAACCUUUUUUUUCACCCUUUUUUUUUGAAAUUUCUUGCUCUUCCAGCUUUUGUUUUAUGCAGUCUUAACCCUGUUCCAUGUUCCCACUACACUAUCACAGCAUUCAAUAAAAGGGGCAUUCAGAUGAACUUCA
Serinus canaria (Common canary) is the source of this 1336-nucleotide messenger RNA. RefSeq names its product ornithine decarboxylase antizyme 2 (gene OAZ2). Gene Ontology annotation, biological process: positive regulation of protein catabolic process. Gene Ontology annotation, molecular function: ornithine decarboxylase inhibitor activity. The record is from RefSeq and is a predicted model, not a curated record. Lineage: Eukaryota; Metazoa; Chordata; Aves; Passeriformes; Fringillidae. Gene Ontology annotation, cellular component: cytoplasm; nucleus.